UGACUUUCCUUUAUCUACUAUAUUGACUACUGCGGUCGUUCAGGUAAGAUUUUGAUGCGCCUUUCUCGGUCUGACUCUCUGUCCGUAUUCUUCUUCCAUUUAGAUUCUCAGGUGAAAACCCUAAUGCUUUCUCCCGCCCCUCUGACUCGUGUUCUAUGUUGUUGUGGUUGACGGCCUCCGCUCGCUUGACUCAACAUCCAGUGUUUAAUGAGAUUAAGUGAAAAUGGAUUAUACAAGCCAAGAAAUGGACUUGGACUCUUUCUCAACUGGGGUCUUUGAGUUACCUGGAGAGCCUGCUGUUGUUGUUAAUGGAUUGCCUCCCCUUCCUCCGAAUGACGGAAACCUUGUCCCCUGCCCUGCAAUAACUGAUACGGAAUUGCAUAGAGAUGAAGGUUUUGGACAAUGGUUGGAAGGAAGAGAAGUUCGGAAGUUCUUUGGGGACCAGUUUUACAUUGGCAAAGUUCUCAAAUAUGAUGUGGAAACGCAUUGGUAUAAAGUGGUGUAUGAAGAUGGUGAUUCUGAAGAACUUGAUUGGCAGGAACUAAAAGAGAUUCUUCUGCCCUUGGAUAUAGAUAUUCCGUUAAAGACACUGGCAAUGAAGACCGCAAAGAGUACACAGAAACAUGCUCAGAAUUCUGGAAAAACUGAUAUUACAUAUACAGAAACGGGGCUUCUUGAAAGCGGUCAGAUUAACCAUUCUUAGUUGGUGCAUUAAUUGUAGAGUAUGCGACUCUUGAAACAUACUUACUACUUUUCAGUACAAAUCAGGCAUUUAGAAUACUAAAACAUCCUGCUGGUCAUCGUCUUUUAUUGCAACUCUUCUGUGCACCAAAUGUACUCUUCCCGCCCCCCAUACCCAAUGUUUUAUAAAUACUGUUGACAUCAUUUACCAGCAGAAUGUUUUGCUUAAAACUCAUCUGUACAUGCAAUUUACUUGGAUUAAUGCCAUAUAUGGUCACAUUGAUUUCUUGUGUA
Molecule: messenger RNA, 975 nt
Organism: Ipomoea nil (Japanese morning glory)
Lineage: Eukaryota; Viridiplantae; Streptophyta; Magnoliopsida; Solanales; Convolvulaceae
Product: dirigent protein 17-like
Exons: 2
Coding region: 224-703 (159 amino acids)
Source: RefSeq, a predicted model, not a curated record